Messenger RNA from Archocentrus centrarchus (flier cichlid), 5584 nucleotides. It is a transcript of the gene lamb4, whose product is annotated as laminin, beta 4. The record is from RefSeq and is a predicted model, not a curated record. Gene Ontology annotation, cellular component: laminin trimer. The transcript is spliced from 34 exons. Lineage: Eukaryota; Metazoa; Chordata; Actinopteri; Cichliformes; Cichlidae. Gene Ontology annotation, biological process: substrate adhesion-dependent cell spreading; axon guidance; cell migration.
AUGAAUCCCAGAAACCCAGAAACCACUGGCAAAGGUGGAGUUUUUCUUCCAGCAGUUCACCUUCAGGACCUCAAGGACCACGUGGACCGAUGCCUCAGUGGCCCUUGUAAUCCCCAGCUGGGUGAUCUGUUGGUUGGUCGUGCUGCUCAGCUCUCAGCCUCAUCCACUUGUGGCCUAGAUGGACCUCAGAACUACUGCAUCAUCGGAUAUCUGGAGGGGGAGCAGAAAUGUUUCACAUGUGACUCUCGGCUACCAUAUGACCACUACAGCAACCCAACCAGCCACCGUAUUGAGAAUGUCAUCACAAAUUUUGACCUUGAGAGAAAACUAAAGUGGUGGCAGUCCAAGAAUGGAGUUCAUCAUGUCAGCAUCCAGUUAGAUCUAGAAACUAUGUUCCAGUUCAGUCACCUGGUCCUUACCUUCAAGAGUUUUCGGCCAGCAGCCAUGUUGGUGGAACGAUCAAAGGAUUUUGGACGAAGCUGGAAAGUUUUCCGGUACUUUGCAAAAGAUUGCUCACUUUAUUUCCCUUUGGUGUCUGCUGAGCCAGCCAGGAGCAUCGAUGACAUUGUCUGUGACAGCAGAUAUUCUGGAUCAGAACUAUCCACAGAUGGAGAGUUGGUGCUGAAAGCCCUUGAUCCUGUCUUGAAAAUAGAAAACCCUUAUGCACAAAACAUCCAAGAUCUGAUCACUUUGACAAACAUUCGGGUGAACUUCACUCGCCUCUUCACACUCGGCGACACGCUGCUGAGUCGAAGUAGCAGGAACCUUCAGGAUAAAUAUUACUAUUCUGUUUACAACAUGGUGGUUCAAGGAAGCUGCUUCUGUAAUGGACAUGCCAGGCAGUGUGUGCCUGUGGAUGGAGGGCGGGGGGACGUUUUCAUCCAGCCUGGCAUGGUUCAUGGACAAUGUGUUUGUCAGCACAAUACAGCUGGAGAAAACUGUGAGAGAUGUCAGGACUUUCACCACGACUCCCCCUGGAGGCCUGGAGGAGAGAAGGCAGCAAACAUCUGCAGAAGAUGUAACUGCCACGGCCACUCCUAUUCAUGUCACUUUGAUGCAGUUCGUUACAAAGUGACCGGAGGCAUCAGUGGCGGCGUGUGUGACGACUGUGGCCACAACAGGAUGGGACCUCAGUGUGAACAGUGUAAACCUUUUCUGUAUCAGGAUCCACAGAGAGCAAAGGACGACCCACACGCCUGCAUACCAUGUGACUGUGGUCCUGCUGGUUCACGCCCUGGUGGUCUGUGUGACGCUCUGAGUGGUCAAUGUGUGUGCAAAGAAAACGUAGAGGGUCAACGCUGCGAUCGCUGCAAGCAUGGCUUCUUCAACCUGAGGCAGGAUGACCCAGCAGGCUGUCAGGCAUGCCGGUGUCAUCCUUUGGGAAGUGUCGGCUCAUGUGAUCAGCUGACAGGAAGUUGUGAAUGUGACCAAAUGGCGAGUGGACUGCUGUGUGAUCAAUGUCUGGUAGGUUUCUGGGGUUUGGGAAACUCUGUGUUCAGAUGUUCACCUUGUAACUGUGAUAUCGGCGGAUCUCAUGACAGCACGUGUUCUCCAGAGGACGGGCAGUGUCGCUGUUUACCCAACAUGAUUGGUCGACGAUGCUCUGACCCCGCCCCUGGGUACUUCCUUCCUUCACUGGACUACUUCCUCUUUGAGGCUGAACUUUCUGCCCCACUGCUAGGAGGAAGCUCUUCUACAUUUCCUCCUCCAUAUCCUCCUGCCCCAGUGUCUCCUCCUCCAUCAUCUUCAUCAGUAUGUAACAGUGAUGUGUUUCCUCAGUGUGAGCACUACUUCAAAGAGCGAGGUUUUGAUGCAAAGUUCCAAAAUGGACGAUUUGUUUUGGUUCGGCGGUUGAGUCAUCGAGCCCGCCAAAGGAGACAGGGAAAGCAAGCCAGCAUUCCUCUGGAACCCAGUCACGCCUUGCAGAUCAUUCCCCGUCAGAGGGUGGCUCACCAGCCAGUAACCUGGACUGGCCUGGGAUUGGUCAGAUUGUUGGAGGGGGUCGGACUUAGAUUUACUGUGGACAACCUCCCAUCUUCAAUGGAUUAUCUGCUGGUAAUAAACUAUGAAUCGGAGUCUGCAUCUGAUUGGCUGGCUUCAGUCAGCAUCAUCACAGUGUCACCAGGUGAUGGUGGCUGCAGCAGCAACCCAACAGGAAGUAAAACUCUGAUUCUACUUGGAAAUGGCAGGCGAGGUAUCCUGGACUCUGCGGUGUGUCUGAAUGCUGCAGGUCGAUAUUUUGUGGAUAUCUUCUUUUACAAACAGCCUGGCUCUGAUAGUUCACACAUUCUGAUUGACUCGAUGAAUCUAAUUCACAGAAUCGAGCCAGUCCAUGACUUCUGCUCUCAUAGCGACCUCAACGCUUUUCGCCGGUAUCGCUGUGUUGGAUUGGCUGUUGAGCUCAACUCUCAGGAGUCGCUACCAGAAGUCUGUGAGGGACUCAUUAUGAGCCUUUCAGCACAAAUCCACAAUGGAGCUGUCCUUUGCAGGUGUAAUGUUAUUGGCUCUGUUGGAACAACCUGCAGUAAACUGGAUGGGUUCUGUGAGUGUAAACCCAAUGUUAUUGGUCAUUGCUGUGAUAGUUGUGCACCAAUGACGUUUGGCUUUGGACCUGAAGGCUGCAAACGAUGUGAAUGUGAGCCCCGUGGCUCUGUGUCAGAGCUGUGUGAUCAGGUCAGAGGUCAGUGUGUGUGUCAUUCAGAGGUGACAGGUCAGCGCUGUGAUCGCUGUCAGAUGGGAUUCUGGGGAUUCCCUUUCUGUCAACCGUGUGACUGUAAGGGGCUGUCUGAGGCGUGUGACGGAGACAACGGAGAGUGUCUGAACUGCAGGGAGCACACCACUGGACCCAACUGUGACAAGUGUGUUGAGGGUUACUAUGCUGACCCAGUCUCCAGACAGCCCUGUCAGCCCUGUUUGUGUCCAGAUGUUCUGAGCAGUGGACGAUUCUUUGCCACUUCCUGCCAGCAUGACCCACAGUCCCUCAGGCUCACUUGUAACUGCUGGGAGGGGCACACAGGUGUACACUGUGACAAGUGCAGCCCUGGUUUCUAUGGUGAUCUGACAUUACCAGGUACUGUCUGUAAAGAAUGUCCCUGCAACAACAACAUCAACCCAGAUGAUCGCAACUCCUGUGACAGUGCAACAGGAGAGUGUCUACGCUGCCUUUACAACACAAUGGGACUCCACUGCCAAAAAUGUAAACCUGGCUACUAUGGCAAUGCCCUGGCCCGGGAAUGCAAAGAAUGCUCCUGUGAUCGACAGGGGACUCAGGUGACUCAGUGUCCUCUGGAGAGUCCCUGUUUCUGUGAUCCAACAACAGGACAAUGUCCCUGCAGGACAGGGGUGAUGGGCAACCUUUGUGACGAAUGUGAGGACGGAUACUGGAACUUGCAUGGAGCCUCAGGAUGUCGGCGCUGCAGCUGUGAUCCAGUUAACUCUUUAACCAACAUCUGCAACAAGGUGACCGGACAGUGUCAAUGCCAUCCAGAGUUUGGAGGAAGGCAGUGUGAUGAAUGCGGAGAAAAUUAUUUUGGGAAUCCAGACCUGCAGUGUAUCCCUUGUGACUGCAACCUGGAUGGAACAAAAUGGCCAUCAUGUGACCCUGAAACUGGUGAGUGUGUCUGUCGGGUCGGUGUCACUGGUAUAUUCUGUGAUGAAUGCGCCCCCGGAUUCGACACUUUAUUCCCAACCUGUGAGGCAUGCCAUCCCUGCAAUGCACUGUGGACUGAAAUCGUCACUGAUGUCCAGCAAGCUGCCAAGAGGGUGAGAACCUUCAUCCCUCAUAACCACCUGAAGCUGACAGAUCAUCACCUACAGGACAUAUUUGGCAUGCACUCUACACUCAACAGCCUAGCCAACCUGAUAGGAGUCUCCGCGUCAAAUGUGGAGAAUGUGGAGAAACUGUUUCUGAAGUUCAGGAAGUUGAAAAAUGCCAUCGACCCAAAUGUGAUCCUGAUCAACGCGUCUCCCCUCCUCAACACUGAAAUUGACAACAGUCAUCUGGAGUUCAAGAACCUGAUGAAGAACCUGAAGGAGAAACUCAACUAUGUGCCAACUGAUGAAGAAAAUGUCCGACUAGAAGAACUGCUGGAUAAGAUCCAGAAGCUUCAUAAAGUAUUCAUGUCAGAUGACAAAAGGGUGAGAAAUGCCAACAAAGCUGUAGAGGACUCCAUAGACACCAGACAGGAAGUCAAAAGCAAACUGAGCACCUGCAGCAGCACAGGAGACCUGGGAUCACUGGAGAUGAAGGUCAAAGAGCUCAGUGUGGUUCAACUCAACCAGAAGGUCUGUGGAGAUCCAGAUCUGGAGGACUUUUUAGGGUGCGGUGGAGCUCUUUGCCAUCUGGAUCUGGGAAAAAGGAAGUGUGGAGGUCCAAACUGUAAUGGAGCUGUUCCUGUCAGUGAGAAAGUUUCAGAGGCUGUGGACAAAAUGAAGGACCGACUGAUCAAACUGCCCUCCAGACUGCAGGACUCCAAGAACAAGAUUAAUAAUGCCAAUCAGACGGCUCAGGACACGAAAAUCCUGGCCAAAGACCUGCAGGACCGGAUCAGCAGCCAUACCAACACCUGUGGGAGAAAAAAAAAUGAAAUCAGAGAGCUCAUCCAACGACUCAAAAAAUACCUCAUGGACGACAUGGUUUCUCCAGAGGACGUUGAGAAAAUGGCACAAGCUGUUUUCAAAAUCCAGCUGCCACUGUCACCUGCUCAGAUCCAAUCCAUGAUCAAUGAAAUCAAUAAUUUGUUGACAAAUGCCACUAAACUCUCAGAUGACCUGAGGAACAUGGACAAACAAACCAAGGCAGCCCAGGACAUGCAGCAGAAAGCUCAGGAACACAAGUCAGUGUCUGAAAGCCUUCAAAAAAUCAGUUCUGUAGAAGAAACUCAGGACAAAGCUAACAACAACCUGGAGACAGCGAGCCAAGACAAAGACGAGGCAAAGGACAGGAUUCGAGAUACCGAAGACCUACUGGACAACAUCAAGGUGAAGCUUAUGAAUGCAUCUGAAGAUCUGCUGAAAGAGAUCGAAGCUGUGAAGAAUAAAACUCAACAGAACAGAGAUGCAGUGAGAGAACCACAGAUGUGGUAGAGACCGCUGUAAAACAUGACUGCUGAUGCAAAAAACGGUAAACUUUAAGCUGCAGACACAGAGAUUAUGUUAGAGGCUUUUGGGCAAGAAAAUAUAUCUAAAACCGAAGUUGAGGGUGAAGCUACAGAUCAACUGAAGAACAUCAUAGCAGAAGCUGAGGACAUGAAAAGACAAGUGGAGGACAAACUGAGGCAGAUACAAGAUGUGGAGCUGAAGAUCCAGCACCUGCUUCAGAGGAGAAACCAGAAAGCAGCUGAAGUGUCCAAUUUGUUGCAAGAGGUGGAGUCCAUUCAACAGAACAUCACCACUCAAGCCGAAGCGUAUGCCAAGUGUCCCUGAUAAAUAUAUUGUAAUACUGCUGAUAAAUAACGCUAACCCAGUGAGUACUGGAAAAUGUAGUACUGCUGCUCAGACACUGCUAUAGUAUCUUAAAUACAGCUGAAUUUAAUCUGAAUGUUUUUACACUGUUUAUCUUUUUGCUCUAUUCAUUUCCUUUUAU